Molecule: messenger RNA, 1522 nt
Organism: Pipra filicauda (Wire-tailed manakin)
Lineage: Eukaryota; Metazoa; Chordata; Aves; Passeriformes; Pipridae
Gene: WDR31
Product: WD repeat domain 31
Exons: 10
Coding region: 386-1444 (352 amino acids)
Molecular function (GO): protein binding
Source: RefSeq, a predicted model, not a curated record
GAAGAUCCUCUAGUGUGAAACUCAGUCUGCUGGAGGUGACACUUCAUGUCCAGUUGCUGCUGGACCCCUGUGUUAUUGGAGCUUUGUGAUGGAGCAGGUGGAUGAUAAACGUGUUGGGAUGCAGACAGCAAAACCUUGGAUGAACAUCCUGCCUGAGAACUGCUCUCACUCAGCGUUCAGAAGAUGGUCUUUCUUGCAGUGGGGAAGAGGCAGGAGAGCCCAGUGAGACACAGGACAGAGCUCCCACCUUCCCUGCAGCCUCCUGGGGCCACCAGCAGCUUCUCUGUGUCCUCCCUCGGAGUUUAUGUGCAGGUCGUGUCCCUGCAGCAGGUGCCUGAGGUGCUGAUGUGACACCCCGUGGGGGGGCCCUGCUCUUUGGAGGGCUAUGGGGAAACUGCAGAGUAAACUCAGCUUCCACACCACCAAAUACGGGGCCGAUGGCUCCAUGGGACAGACGGGAUCCAUCGUGGGACAGACGGGAUCCAUCGUGGGACAGACGGGAUCCAUCGGCACCUCCCGGCAGCACAGCCCCGCUCACACCGACGCUGUCACCUCUGUGGCUGCUCUCAAACCAGACCUGUGUGUGUCAGGGGGCAGGGAUAAGAGUGUGGCUGUGUGCAGCUGGAGAUCCGGGGCUGCCCUGCGGCGCUUCCUCGGCCACGAGCGGGAGGUCACCAAGGUCACCUCUGCCCUUGACUCCAGCAGAGUCUUCAGUGCAUCCCGGGACAAGACAGUGAUGAUGUGGGAGCUUCACGGGGCGUCGGGGCCAAGCCAGCACUUCCCAGGACAUGAGCUGGUUGUGACUGGGCUGGCUGUGAGCCCAGAUGCCUCCCAGCUGUGCACGGGCUCACGAGACAACACCGUGUGCAAGUGGGACACAGAGACUGGGGAGUGUCUGGCCAGGGCCACCAUCUCCAGGAAUCUGGUCACACACCUGUGCUGGGUUCCUGGGGAGCCUUAUGUCAUCCAGACCUCGGAGGAUAAAACAACCAGGAUCUGGGACAGCCGGGAGCUGCAGGUGGCACACACGUUCCCAGCCAAGCAGCACAUCCAGACGUGCUGUGACGUGAGCCAGGACGGGCGGUACUGCCUCAGCAGCAGCCAGGGUGGAGAGGCCACCCUGUGGGACCUGCGGCAGACCCGGGGCCGGGUGUGUGAGUACAGGGGGCAUUUCCAGACCACCACCUCGUGUGUUUUCCUCCCCCGGGGCCCAGCCCUCGCCCCCAGCGUCGCCACAUCCUCCAGCGACAGCACGGUGAAGGUCUGGCACCGGGACACGGCAGCCUGCCUGGCCACGCUGUCCCUGGAGGGCUCUGGCCCGCUGGCCUCGCUGGCCGCCUGCGACAGCUCCACCCUGCUCUGUGCCAGCGCCAGCUCCGGCAUCCACGUGCUGCGCCUGGGCGGCGGCGCCGAGCCCGCCCUGCGGGAGCUGGGGGCGUUCUGAGCCGGGGACCCCACACAGACCCAGGGACCCCACACAGACCCAGGGACCCCAACACAGACCCAGGGACCCCACACAGAC